Meloidogyne enterolobii is the source of this 550-nucleotide messenger RNA. The record is from the annotation of a GenBank genome assembly. NCBI's taxonomy places the organism in Eukaryota, Metazoa, Nematoda, Chromadorea, Rhabditida, Meloidogynidae.
CACAAAUUUUAGAAUGUUUUUGCGAAACAAAUUUAUUAUUUCCGUCAUCGCUAUUAUUUUUAUCUUUUUUUGGUUGGUGCCCAAGUGUUCAUCAACUGCUGGUUUGGUGAUUGGAGGGGAUUAUCAAAACAAUACAAAUAGCAGCACUAAAGAGUUCUACAAGACUUCUAGCAAGGAUUUGGAUGGGGUUCAAUCGUUUGUCAACACUACCGGAUCGACUGCCUCAUUAUUGGAAACUACGGACAACUACAACAAUGAAACGGGGACUUUCAACCAAUCUCUUCUGUCUAUCAACACAACCGACGAUUUAUUCAAAAAUUUGGAUCAAUCAAAUCCUUGUGGUUGGAAUAGUCUUACAAAUUUUGAGAAGCGAACGUUAAUUAUUUUGAUUGACGAAAAGGUCAAAAGUGAGGAUAUUAAAGUUGUGUCUGAUAAUAUUUUGGUGCCUCGUUGGGCUGCUUUUUGUGCUGCUUUUGGUGUUGUUCUGAUGUUUAUGAUUGUUUUGAUACUUUUAUUUAUUGUUUGUUGUAAUGGGAAAAGGAUGCGUUAA